AUGUUCUUGAGCUACAGUAUCCGUGGAAGCUUGUUGCUAGCAUUAGCAGCGGCAUGGAACACUGAUGUCCACAACCAGAUCGGCUUCAUGGCCGAGACAUUCCUUGAUCCCUAUACUACCUCCGUCCUCGAACACAUCCUAGAACCGCAGUACAACAGGUCUAUAGGUAGAGCGGCCGCCUGGGCCGAUGGCUACGCACACACAGACGAGGGCCGCUUCUCAUACCAGUGGCACUGGAUAGACUCGCAUGAUUUUCCACCAUAUCGUUGCGACCUCAACUAUACUAGGGAUUGUGCGAAAGGAGGUUGCGUCGUCUCUGCCAUUGCCAACCAGACGCAGAUACUGAAGGGCUGUAUUGACCAUGUGAAGAGCGGCAGCUUGACAGGAGGCGCGAACUUGACGUGCUCAUACGCGUUAAAAUGGAUUUCUCACUUUUUGGGAGACAUUGCCCAGCCUUUACACGCGUCUGGACGGGCUGCGGGAGGGAACUUCUUCAAGGUGACGUUUGGGAAUGUAUCGACCGAGCUCCACGCUGUCUGGGACGGUUACAUACCGUAUGCCGCAGCUAACGUCACCGAGCCCUUCUCGAACCACUCCAUAGCCCCAUUCUUCGCCGGCCUCGUCUCCCGCAUACGGAAAGAUCAGUUCUACGAGGCUCCAUACAUGUGGCUGGAGUGUAGCAAUCCGGAUACCCCGAUUGAAUGUGCGACGCGCUGGGCUCGCGAGAGCAAUAAGUGGACAUGCGACUAUGUCUAUAGCAGAGUUGAUAAUGCGACCGAUCUGGCCAAGGAUGGGUACGCCGUUGGUGCAGUCCCAAUUGUGGAAUUGCAGAUCAGCAAGGCGGCUCUAAGGCUCGCGACAUGGCUGAACAAGCUGGUCAGAACGGACGUAUAUGCUCCCGAAGAGCAGAUAGAGCUUUAG
This is a messenger RNA of Trematosphaeria pertusa, 921 nucleotides long. RefSeq names its product phospholipase C/P1 nuclease. Gene Ontology annotation, biological process: DNA catabolic process. Bases 1 to 921 code for a protein of 306 amino acids. The record is from RefSeq and is a predicted model, not a curated record. NCBI's taxonomy places the organism in Eukaryota, Fungi, Ascomycota, Dothideomycetes, Pleosporales, Trematosphaeriaceae. Gene Ontology annotation, molecular function: endonuclease activity; nucleic acid binding. The transcript has 3 exons.